Molecule: messenger RNA, 1371 nt
Organism: Erigeron canadensis
Lineage: Eukaryota; Viridiplantae; Streptophyta; Magnoliopsida; Asterales; Asteraceae
Exons: 6
Coding region: 108-1226 (372 amino acids)
Molecular function (GO): DNA binding
Source: RefSeq, a predicted model, not a curated record
CAUAAAUUCUUUUUAAAUAAUUGUUCUAACUAAUAUAAUAAUAAUAGUAACAUUUCCAGUUAAAUCAAAAUUUGUUUCAUUUCGAUGUAUGCCCUGUUGUCUCCGAGAUGUUGUCUUCUUCUUCUUCUUUGAAUUUAUAUGUUACUCGGACGAAUAAUAGUCAGGUCCCAAACUCCUUUUUGUCACAAUCUUUUUAUCAUUUUUUGCAAUCUUAUCGGCUAUGCUGGAAAACAGCGCAUCUGGAUUUCCGUGUGUCUCCUGGAUUAGUAUUUGUUAGACCAUUUAGCAGAAUGAAAUUAUGCAGAGCUUUUUACUGGGGUACCCAUUCAGAGGAGACAUCAAGCUUAUCGGAAUUAAGACAUCAAUUUAAUUCGAGUUACCUUGAAAGUGAACAAUCAAAUAACGAGGCCCAUUUUGAAAAAAGGUCAGAUAGGGAUAAGAAUGAAAUGCAAAGGCGGCAAAAAAUCGGAUUAUCAAACAAAGGGAGAGUUCCAUGGAACAAAGGCAAGAAACACACUGCCGAGACCCGUGAGUUGAUAAGUCGGAGAACGAAAGAAGCAUUAAAGGACCCCAAGGUGAGAAAGAAAAUGUCGGAAUGUCCUCGCACUCUUAGUGACCAAACAAAGGCUAAAAUACGCAUUACAAUUACACGACAAUGGAGAGAGCGCCUCAAGUUGAAAAGGUCAAGGGAAAAAUUUAUAUCAAAAUGGGCGGAAAGCAUUGCAGAAGCUGCUAAAAAAGGUGGGUAUGGUCAGCAAGAACUAGAGUGGGACAGCUACGAGAAGAUUGAAAGACAGAUUGCUUUUCAACAUCUUCAGCGUUCUGCUGAUUUAGCAAAAGCAAAGGAAAUGGCACAGAUACGAGCAGAAAGAAGAGCAAAAGCAAAAGCUGAGAAGGUGAAGAGUACUCUAAAGAAAAAGGUGGCAAAAGUAAAAGGGGUAGUGAAGAAGAAAUCUGAAGAAGAAAAAGAGGAGUUGGCUGCGGCUGAAGAUCUUAAACUGAAAGAGAGAUUAACCAAGAUUCACAGGAAAAAAUCUGUAACAGAUCAGCUUAGUAGUCGACAUCAGAGAGCUUGGGAAAAACUUGACAUUGAGUUAUUGAAAAGAGACAUGAGGAAAGAAGACAUUUCCCUUGCAGAUCAAAUUCGUGAUGCUAAGAACAAAAAAGCAGAGGUCUUCAUCAGAGGAACUCUGACUACCACACCCUUCAAUCAUCCAUCCCCUUAGAUUAAGCUUUGGUGCAGAAAGCAUCUUGUAACAAUUUUUUAUCUUAAGUUGUGAAUGUGAUCUUCAUUUUGAUCGUGUUCUUGUUGAAAAUAUUUGGUGGAUGCAGAUUCUUAACUUCAGUACAAGUCAGAUAAGUAGAUUUUUA